Molecule: messenger RNA, 1347 nt
Organism: Aricia agestis (brown argus)
Lineage: Eukaryota; Metazoa; Arthropoda; Insecta; Lepidoptera; Lycaenidae
Exons: 2
Source: RefSeq, a predicted model, not a curated record
CUCACCAACUUACAAACUGGCUCAGCUACCGUACUCUCACCUCUACGCGGACAGACCAAGGCCCAUGUAAAGGAUUCCUACCACUUUGUUGAUGAGAUUAAACAUCUACGCCUCAGAGACAGUGAACAACUGGUCAGUUUCGAUAUACUGUCACUGUUCACUUGCCUACCAAUACAGCAAUGUAUCGAAAUUGUUACAAGAAGGCUUAGAGAGAAUGACUUACCGGUUGAAUAUGCGGACUUGUUAGAACACUGCCUUACAUCUGGUUAUAUGUUGUGUAAUUAUGACUUUUACAGGCAAGUAGAUGGUGUAGCGAUGGGCUCACCUGUUUCACCUGUUGUGGCUGAUAUUUUUAUGGAAGACUUUGAGAAGUUAGCCCUUGAGUCCUCACCUAUACAACCCACCUUCUACAAGCGGUAUGUAGAUGACACUUUGACAAUAUUACCAUCGGACAAAGUAUCCAUAUUCCUUGAGCACCUGAACAGCCUCAACUCUAAGAUACAGUUUACAAUGGAGUUAGAGAAAGAUAAUUCCUUAGCCUUCUUGGAUGUAUUGGUAAUAAGGAAUCCUGACGGCACAUUAGGUCAUACGGUGUAUCGCAAGCCUACACACACAAACAGAUUAAAUGGUGACUCCCAUCAUCACCCAGCACAGUUAAGUACUGUUGGAAAAUCUUUAAUUCAAAGAGCGCGAGGAAUCUGCGAUGAACAGCAUUUGGAUACCGAGCUUCAUCAUGUUGUACAAGUUCUACGCGACAAUAAGCUUCGGGCACCACGCAAACAGAGCAGCAACCGAGUGAAGCCGGCAACAGUGGAGAGAUUACCUGCAGUGUUACCAUUCAUAAAGGGAGUCACUGAUAAAGUUAGCUACAUUCUAAGGAAAGCUUCAAUAAAAACAUACUUUAAGCCGCCCAAAAAUAUCAGCCAAUUUUUACCACCAGUGAAAUGCAACUUACCCCUUCAAGAUGCAGGAAUCUACAAACUCGACUGUGAUUGUGGCCUCUCUUAUAUAGGGCAAACCAAAAGGGCCAUAAAAACCCGCAUCAAGGAACACAUUGCAGAUGUCAAACACCAUAGGAACACCAAGUCCGCAAUUUGUGAACACACACUGGAUCAACCUCGCCAUUACAUAAGAUUUGAUAAGCCACAAAUACUGGCAAAAGAAGCAAGAUGCCGUCCAAGAAUGAUACGCGAGGCCAUUAAAAUUAAAAAACACCCUAAUUUUAACCGCGAAGAUGGUUGGGUGCUGCCAUCUAGUUGGGAUCCAGUGAUAAAUAAACUAAAACACAAAUCUAGGAAACCUCGGCUUCAUGACGCUCAUUUCGAGGCAGAAUUAAAAGGGCAAUAA